UCUAUCUACACUUACUACUACAACGCUAGCUUGUCGCAAUCUCCAAAAUCUCUAGAGAGAGAAAAUUGCUUCACUGUUCUUUACUGUUUCCCUUCUAUCACUACAGCUCUCAACUCAACUUUACAGCUAUACUUUCCAUCUCUCUCUCUCUCCUUUUCCAUGAACUGAAAGCCUGAAAUGAGCUCCCACCGCUGCUUCACAGAUCGAAUCUAACUCUGUCCAGGGAGCUAAAAUAUCUUUGUAAAGUGGCUUCUCUUUUGUAUCAUCAAGUUUUUAACUGUAUGUCCACGGGAGCAAUCACUCAGCCUGUUGCCUCAAAUGAUUUGCAAUAAUCCUAUGCUUGACCAGUGCCAAAAUGGGCAGAUUUUGUCUGAAUUCUGGGCAGCCAUUGCUUUUAUACACCCUGUUACUCUGCAUUUUGGUAGAAGUGCAACCUCUUAGUCCUGAUGGUCAAGCACUUGUUAACUUUAAAACAGCACUAAUUAGUUCAGAUGAUGUUCUUCACCAGUGGAGACCUGAAGAUCCUGACCCAUGUAGGUGGAAAGGAGUAAAAUGUGACCCCAAAUCAAAGCGAGUUACAUCCUUGAGCCUACCUAAUCACAAGUUGAGUGGACCUAUAUCACCAGACAUCGGGAAACUACAACAGUUGCAAUUCUUAUCACUUCAUGACAACAACUUUUAUGGGGAAAUACCUUCUCAGUUGGAAAACUGUACAAUGCUGAAGUCUUUGUUUUUGCAGGGUAAUUAUUUGAGUGGACUGAUUCCUGAUCAACUGGGAAACUUUCUUGAUCUUGAAAAUAUGGAUCUCUCUAGUAACUCUCUCAGUGGAAAUGUUCCGCAAUCACUUGGGAAGUUAGACAAACUCAUAUCAUUCAAUGUGUCAAAUAAUUUCCUGACUGGACAAAUACCUUCUGAUGGUCGUCUUGCCAACUUCCCUAGUGACUCCUUUCUUGGAAAUCGUAAAUUGUGUGGUCAGCAAAUUAAUGCACUCUGCAAAAGUAGUGCUGGAGGUCCUAUGCCAUUUUCCCAGCCUCCUUCUGCCCAAAAUCAAAAUAAGAAAAAAGAUUCAGAGAGAAUGCUUAUAAGUGCUUCAGCCACUGUGGGUGCUUUGCUUUUGGUUGCAUUGAUGUGUUUCUGGGGCUGCUUCCUCUACAAGAGGCUGGGUAAAAAUGAUGGUAGAGGCCUUGCGAUGGAUGUUGGUGCAGGUGCUUCAAUCGUAAUGUUCCAUGGAGAUUUGCCAUACUCUUCAAAGGAUAUUAUAAAGAAGUUGGAGACACUGAAUGAAGAACACAUUAUUGGUUCUGGUGGAUUUGGGAUGGUAUACAAGCUUGCAAUGGAUGAUGGCAAGGUGUUUGCCUUGAAAAGAAUUGUCAAAAUGAAUGAGGGCUUAGAUAGAUUUUUUGAAAGGGAACUUGAAAUUCUUGGAAGCAUUAAACACAGGCACCUGGUAAAUCUGCGAGGAUAUUGCUAUUCUCCAACAUCAAAGUUGUUAAUAUAUGAUUUCUUACCUGGAGGCAGCCUAGACGAAGUUCUGCAUGAGAAAUCUGAGCAAUUGGACUGGGAUACACGAGUAACUAUAAUCAUGGGAGCCGCAAAAGGGCUGGCAUAUUUGCAUCAUGAUUGUUCACCUCGGAUAAUACACCGUGACAUAAAGUCUAGCAACAUCUUGCUUGAUGGUAAUUUUGCAGCAUGUGUAUCUGACUUUGGAUUGGCCAAAUUACUACAAGAUGAGGAGUCUCACAAAACAACAAUUGUAGCAGGCACAUUUGGAUAUUUGGCUCCAGAAUAUAUGCAGAGUGGCAGAGCCACAGAAAAGUCAGAUGUAUACAGUUUUGGGGUUCUGGUGCUUGAAAUAUUAAGUGGAAGUCGUCCAACCGAUGCAUCCUUCAUCGAGAAGGGCCUAAACAUUGUUGGCUGGUUAAAUUUUCUGGUCACUGAGAACAGACCACAGGACAUAGUUGAUCCACUCUGUGAAGGCAUGCAGCAAGAAAGCCUUGAUGCCCUGCUUUCAAUUGCAAUACAAUGCGUCUCUUCUAACCCAGAGGAUCGACCCACUAUGCACAGGGUACUCCAGAAACUUGAAUCUGAAGUCAUGACUCCAUGUCCCAGUGACUUCUAUGACUCAAACUCUGAUUGAAGGAAUAAUGCUAAAAAAAGCAAGGGAGAUAUGCUUCUGCAGCUUCAUUCAACAACAAAAAAAUGCACAUAGCUAAUCACAAGUGUCGAUAUCAAGUUAUCAACCCACAAUCUACAAUCGUCAAUUUCUGCUCUGUUUCAUUGUGUACUCAGAUUUAUGAUCCAUCAAUCUGCAAUCAAGCUUGUUCUUCUUCCACGUGUAUGCAAUGUUCAUUAGGGAUUCAGCAUCUGCAUUAGAAUUUUCAUCUCAUUUCCUACUUCCCUUUUUCUUUCUUUCUAGGCCUUCACUUUUUUCUGCUUUUAAAUUUAUUUGUAUAUGAAAGGAUUGCAUUCCUUCGAACUUGCCCUUUUCUAGAUUAAUAGGAUUUCUGUAAUUAUACUGCAUACGAUACGAUUGCUGGCAUUGCACCAAUUCGUUUUUGAAC
Ipomoea nil (Japanese morning glory) is the source of this 2561-nucleotide messenger RNA. RefSeq names its product LRR receptor-like serine/threonine-protein kinase FEI 1. Gene Ontology annotation, biological process: protein phosphorylation. Bases 356 to 2137 code for a protein of 593 amino acids. The transcript has 14 exons. Gene Ontology annotation, molecular function: ATP binding; protein kinase activity; receptor serine/threonine kinase binding. Lineage: Eukaryota; Viridiplantae; Streptophyta; Magnoliopsida; Solanales; Convolvulaceae. The record is from RefSeq and is a predicted model, not a curated record.